GAGCAGUACGUUUGUCACAUGCUUGAUCAACUUGAUCAAGUUUAUGGCCCUAUUGGACUGCUAGAAUACACUAGUACCAAUGAGAAAUAUUUUGUUGCUUUUAAUAAAGAAGGGGAUAAGGGGGUCCAUAAAAUGGAUAAGGUUGCUGAAAAAUGGGGUGAGGGUGGUUAUUUUAAUGAAGCACCAACUAUGGAUGGAUAUGUUGAGCUUGAAAGCGAGGUUGCACCUGCUCAACCAACAUCUAAUGAAGAUGUUGCAUCUGCUAGUGAGACCUCAUCUGCUGGAGACGCUGCAGCUACUGCUGAGGCUACAACUAUUGAUGUUUUUGACCACUCAACUGGAAAUAGUUCAGAUUCAGACCAUCAAGAUCUAUUUGUUGAAGAUGAUGCUGAAUUUGAAAGUGAAGUGCAUGAGGAGGACAUAAACUUGAGGGCCAAAAGGAGGACAUACCAGAGGAGGAAGAGAAGAGAAAGAAUACCUAAUGACCCUGGAGAAAUUCCUCUUGGUUAAGUUGGUCCAGAUCUGGGAUUUGAUAAGACGGAAAUUGUUGAUAAAAGUGUAAAAGAUAAAGUUGUUGGGGAUAUGCUUGUGUAUUGCAGUUUUGAUGAAUUUCGUGUGGAAUCUGAUUCAGAAGAUGGGUUAGGGAGGACACAUAGUAGAAAGGUAUUGUAUGAUAAAUCUACAAAAUAAGUUGUGUGGCAAUGAGAAUAGUUUUUAAGGAUGUGAAUGAGUUUAGAGAUGUUUCAAAAUAUGCAUUUCAAAGAUGUGUUCAGUUAGAGGAGUAUAUUAAAGAGUCUAAAAAGGUUAGGGUUAGUUGUAGAGAAGGGUAUCCCUGGCCGCAAUAUGCAAGUCUUAGAAAGUCUACCAAUUAUUUUCAAUUAAAACUUACACUCCAAAGCAUAGGUGUAUCAAAACCACUAGAAAUUUCAUGUGUAAUGCUAGAUUCCUAUGCAAGCAUUUUAAAGAUAGAAUCACUGAGUAGCCAAACAUGAAGAUAUUUAAAUUUUAGCAAUUGAUUAGAAAAGAAUUGGGUAUACUUUUUGGAAAGACUACUGCCAGGAAAGCUAGAGGUAGAAUACUUCAAGAAUUAAUGGGUAAUCAUGUGAAAGAGAUUGGAAAAAUACUUGCCUAUAGGGAUGAAAUGUUGAGGUCCAAUCUUGGUUGCACUUGUGUUGUAAAAGUUGAUGAUUCUGAUGAUAGUGGUAAGCUUGUUAUUCAAAGUUUCUACAUUUAUUUUGACGCAUGCAAAAAUUCUUUUUUGGGUGGUUGUAGAAAAUGUAUUGGUUUAGAUGGAUGUUUCCUAAAGGGAGUAACCAAAAGACGGUUGUUGGUUGUUGUGUCUAAAGAUGAAAAUAAUCAAAUGUUGCCUAUUGCAUGGGCUAUAGUAGAGUAUGAAAAUAAGAACACUUGGACAUGGUUUGUGAAAUUAUUGAUAGAGGAUUUGGGAUUAGCACAUGCCAGAGAUUAAACAAUCAUUUCAGAUAUGCAAAAGGUAUUUUUUUUCUUUAUUUAGUUAUGUUUAAUGAAUAUUAUGUGUAGUUAUGAAUAUGUAAUUUGUUUGUGUUCAAUUAUGAUAUGAUUUUCAGGGUCUUAGAGCAACACUAAUAGAGCUUUUACCAUAAGUGGAAAUGGAGAGGUCUUCAAAGAAGGAACUAGUUUUGGAAAUGUGUAAGAAGCAUCUUUGAAGCUAAAAUGAAGAAAAAUCAGAACUAAAUGGCCAUGCUAGGUGGUGAAGAUAUUGUUCCAGAUUUACUUCAUUACAAGGUACAAACUUGGUGUAAAAUGUACUUUAGAACUGAUAUCAAAUGUGACAGCAUAGAUAAUAACAUGGCUGAGAGCUUUAAUGCUUGGAUCUUAGGACCAAGGCAUAAAACAAUUAUUACUACGGUAGAAGGGAUAAGGGUGAAGGUAAUGACUAAACUAGGUGAAUUCACUAAGUUUCCAGAAACAUGGCUGACUAAUAUAUCUCCAAUGGCUUUGAAAUAGCUGAUGGACCAUAUGUACAUAGUGCGGAUGUGAGGGACAGUACAUGUAGGUAUAGAUCUUGGAUGCUCAAAGGAAUACCAUGUCCACAUGGGAUUGCAGCCAUACUUUACAAGAAAUGGGAACCAAUUGAUUUGUUGAUAGCUUCUAUAGUAAAGAGACUUAUCUCUAGACUUACUGUCACUAUAUUCAACCAGUACCAACAUGAACAUGUCGCCAGAGUCAAAAAAUCCUCAUGUGGAGACACCAGUUGUUAAAUCUAUGCCUGGCAGGCUAAAGAAGAAAAGGAAUAGAGAGUUUGGUGAGACCAAAAAGUGUGGAAAAAUGUCAAGAAAAGGGGUUAACAUGACUUGUAGCAUCUGUCAAGGAAAAAAUCACAACAAAAGAGGUUGUCCUUUAAAGGAUUCUAUUGGAUCAAGUGGUGUUGUUAUUGGACCAAGUGAUGUACCAAGUACUUCAAGACCUAGGGAGAUGCCAAGAAACACUCCUACUACUACUGAUGCGCCUCCUAGACCUAGGGGAAGGCUAAGAGAAACAAGUGAUAAUCCUAAAGCACCUCCUAGACCUAGGGGAAGGCCAAGAAAAACAAGUGAUAGUCCUAAAGCACCUCCUAGACCUAGGGGAAGGCCAAGAAAGACAACACAAGCUGAACAAGUUGCGAGACCUCCUACACUUGAGGAAAGCCUUAAUGAACCAGUUGCACCAAAUACAAGAGGCGGGGAAAGGGAUGUUGAACAUGUUGCAAUAGCUGCAAGAAGUAGGGGAAGGGGUGUUGAACAUAUUGCAACUCAAGGGAAGAGGUAAGGUUGUUGAACAUAUUGCAGAAGCUGCAAGAGGCAGGGAAGGGGUAGGGGUGUAGCACCAGUUACAACAGCUUCAAGAGGCAGGGGCAGACUAAGGAAAACACCUCUUGGUGACAUAGGAGUGGCAAGGAGGACACAUUUGCAUGAGUGUUUUGAAAAUCCAAUAAGUUACACUACUUAUGCUCCACUAAAUCUACCUGUUUCACUUGUUCAUGAUCCACUAAAUCCACCUGUUUCACCUGUUGAUGCUCAAUUUAGUACAUGCGAUAGAGGAGCAACUGGUAAAAGGCCAAAGACAGUUGAAAUGGGUGUUUUGAUUGCUGAAAAUAGUUUCACAACAUAUAAUCCUGAGUUGCCAAGUCGUAUGAUACUACAUACUGGUUAUGCACAGUCUAUAAGGUCUGGUGAUAUUACUGGGACCUUGGUUACAAACCAAAAAUAGGAGAAAGGUUAAGGGGCAAAAAAGUAGUGACCGAAAACCAGCUUGAGUGAUGAAAAUGAACAAAAGACAGAAAAUAGCUUCUUCACAAUCCAAGCCACAAUGGAAGUAGUUUUAAAAUGUUGGUAGUUUUUUAGAUUAAAAUUGAUGUUGUAUUGUUAAUUGGGUAGGUUAUUUUGACUAACAAUGUGAUUUACUUUUACAAGGUCAUUUUUUAUAAAGUUUUUAUGAUUCACUUGAAUCUUGCAUCUGAGACAUUUGUGCAGUAAUUUUGUAUUGUAUAUUGCACUUGAAAGUUCAAGUUGCAUCUCAAAUAGUUAUGCACUGAUUGUGUAUAGAAUUCUUGCAUUGAUUAUGCACUGAUUUUGUAUAGAAUUUUGUAUUGAAUGUUUCUA
This is a messenger RNA of Capsicum annuum, 3620 nucleotides long. RefSeq names its product cuticle collagen dpy-7-like. Gene Ontology annotation, molecular function: DNA binding. The transcript is spliced from 3 exons. The record is from RefSeq and is a predicted model, not a curated record. NCBI's taxonomy places the organism in Eukaryota, Viridiplantae, Streptophyta, Magnoliopsida, Solanales, Solanaceae. The coding region runs from base 2188 to 2787 and encodes 199 amino acids.